AUGCCCGAUGCCAUCCACAAACACAAGAAGCCCAUCACAGUUUCCCAAUUAGCCGACGCCCUGUCCAUCCCCAAUUCCAAAUCCCACGCCCUCUUCCGCCUCAUGCGCGUCCUCAUCCACUCCAACGUCUUCGGAGAGGCUGAAGAGGGCGCGUACGCCCUCACUGGGACCUCUCGUCUCCUUCUGCGAGACGAGCCCCUGAGCUUCUUCCCAUUCAUACUCACCACGACUGAUCCAGUCGCGGUGGGCACGUACCAUUCCAUGACCGAGCGGUUUUGGGACGAGUGCCCGACCCCGUUCGUGACAAAAUACGGGAGAAACGUGUGGGAGUUUGGGGCGGACGAGGCCGAGUGGAACCGGCUUUUUAACAAGGGGAUGACUAGUGAUUCGGAGCUUGUGGGAAAGAUACUCGUGAGGGAAUGCAAGCAUGUUUGUGAGGGUUUGGAGAGAGUGGUGGAUGUUGCCGAGGGCCGCGGCGCCAUGGCGAAGGCGGUGGCGGCCGUGUUUCCCGGCGUGAGGUUUGUGGUGCUUGAUCUUCCGCAAGUGGUGGAUGGGCUUGAAGGAGCUGAGAAUGUGAGCUUUGUGAGCGGAGAUAUGUUCAAGUUUACUGUUUGUUCCUUCUGCUGA
Molecule: messenger RNA, 627 nt
Organism: Salvia splendens (bonfire salvia)
Lineage: Eukaryota; Viridiplantae; Streptophyta; Magnoliopsida; Lamiales; Lamiaceae
Product: 8-hydroxyquercetin 8-O-methyltransferase-like
Exons: 1
Coding region: 1-627 (208 amino acids)
Molecular function (GO): protein dimerization activity; O-methyltransferase activity
Source: RefSeq, a predicted model, not a curated record